CAACAAAAAACCGACUGAUUCGCGACGAUUCCGGGCCAGCUGCUACGUUUUUACUCGUGUUUUCUAGUUUACCGUUCGAAUUUGACCGUGGAAAAUGGGAGAAUCGGUGGCCGACGACUGUCGGAAUCCGGACGAUGGUCCCCAGAAUGUGCUGGACGCGUUCCACUUGCAGGACAAGCAGCGAGUGUGGGAACUUAUCCGGGGACUGCCGGCUGCCGAAUUGAGCGAAGAUCGGUUUGAGGAAGCCUACCAGGAGUACUCGGAGCUGUUGGCCAAGUAUCAGGAACAGCCGCAUCUGUUGGACGGAAGCCUGGAGGAAUUGGUGACCGGAAUUUUGGCUUACGUUUUGGACGGGGAAGUCGGUGUGAUUGUAAAACACCGGGCAGCAAAGUAUUUGUACCAGAUUUGUAAGGUGCGAACAUUUAAGGCCUUCCAGAAGUAUCUGCCACAUGAGAUUCGACAUUUGAGCUUUGUGCUAGGAUAUUUGGAGCAGCAGGAUCUGGAAGAUUGGAAGAACUGGGAAACACGCUUCUUGUGUUUGCUGUGGUUGUCGAUUUUGGUUCUGAACCCGUUCGAUUUGAGUCGGUUGGAUGGCAGCGAAGAGGGAAGAUCUACUACCAUGGAAAGGAUUUACGCCGUUUGCAAGGCUAACUGUCUGAAGGACGACAGUUGCACCCCGGUAGCUGCAUUUUUGAGUUCAAACUUCCUUAUCAGGAACGACGUCAAGAAGGUUUACUUGAAGGACUUCCUAGAUUGGGCUGUUUCCGCCACCGAUAUCUAUGUCGAUCCGAAAAAUGGUCCCCUUACUGGAAUCGCCUGCGUACUGAAGCAUGGAAAGCGGGAGGAUUUGCUGCCGUUUGUCGAGAAGUUGGCCGAUUGGGUGAUCCAUUUGGAUUACGAGAAGAUUGGGAAGAACUUUAAAAUCCAUAAGGUUUGCAUCAAAAUUGGACAACGGUUGGGAUUGGUGCUACUGCCGCCAAGGAUCGCCAAGUGGAGAUAUCAACGAGGGGCUCGAUCGUUGUUGGCAAAUGUGCAGAAAACGGUCACCGUUGCUGCGAUACAGGCCGAAGCUCCCAAAAUGGAAGACUCAUCACCGGACGAAGCCGAAGACGAUGACGACGAUGAAGUUCCAGCAGAAAUCGAAGAAAUCAUCGAGCGGCUGUUGCUUGGCCUAAAACACAGUUCAACCAUCGUUCGAUGGAGUUCGGCCAAAGGCAUCGGUCGUAUCACAAACCGUCUACCGAAAGCCCUCGGAGACGAAGUAGUCUCCUCGGUGAUCGAACUGAUCAAUCCACUGGAACAGGACGACGCCUGGCAUGGUGCUUGCCUGGCACUGGCUGAGUUGGCCAAGCGAGGUCUCCUGCUUCCGGCGAGACUUCCGGAAAUUGUUCCGUUGUUGCUGCAAGCAUUGGUUUACGAUGAAAUCCAAGGGUAUCGAAACGUUGGACAGAACAUUCGUGAUGCUGCUUGCUACAUGAGCUGGGCGUUUGCUCGAGCCUACCAUCCCGCCAUUUUGCAACCGUUUGUGGAGAGGAUUGCUGCAGCUUUGCUGGUAACGGCCGUUUUCGAUCGAGAGAUUAAUUGUCGACGGGCAGCCUCGGCAGCUUUCCAGGAAUGUGUGGGACGAUUGGGUAAUUUCCCCCAUGGCAUCGAUAUUCUAACUACGGCGGAUUUCUUUUCCGUAGCUGUUCGAAGCAAUGCGUUUCUGCAAAUCAGUGACUUCAUUGCUCAGUUUGACGAGUAUCGACGGAAGUUAAUUGAUCACCUUAUAACGAAGAAAAUUAACCAUUGGGACACCAACAUCCGGGAACUCUCGGCACAGGCCUUAAGCAAUCUGGCCAAACGAGAUCCCGUCUACAUGCGGGACACAAUUCUUCCGAAGCUGUUCGAUUUGACCGAAACAACUGAUUUGAAUGCACGACAUGGUGCUUCUUUGGCAAUUGGCGAAAUCAUACUGUCUCUUAAACAAAUUCCUAAAGUUGUCGACGAGGAAGAGUACAUUUCAAAUCCGAUUGUGGAACGAGCCGGACAGUUGGUUAUCAAAUUCCGUCAACGGGGACAGUUUAAAGGAAUGAGUGGAACCUACAUGAAGCACGGAUGUGCCAGUUUCAUCAAGCAUUGCAGCGAAGCUGAGCUGGCUUUGAGUGCGGAACAAAUCGAAUCCUGGCAGCUACUCCUGGACGAAUCAAUUAUCGACGAAAAGACCACAACCCGGGAGCUGGCAGUGGCAGCAUUCGCAUCCUUCUGUAACAGUUACUAUCGUUCCGAGGAACCGCAGAAGCUGAUGGUCCUAAUAGACAACUACCUGAAAGAACUUCGGGACAGCCAGGUGGAACACAAAUCGCAAGGAAUCGUUUCGGCUUUGGGUGUUUUGCCCGAGUUCAUGCUCGAGCUUAGACUGUCGGAAAUUUUAGAUGCGCUCGAUGAAAAGACGGUUCUUCCAGCGUUGCUCGCAGUCGGAUAUAACCAUUCGGAAAUGAGACGAGAUUGCGUCAAAGCCUUGAUGAACAUUGUUCAAACGGUUGGAUUCGAUGGCAGGUUUGAUUUGGAGCUAGUAUUUGGGAUUUAUCUACGAGCUUUGGAUGAAUAUGCCAUCGACAGUCGAGGAGAUAUCGGAUCAUGGGUUCGUGAAGCUGGAAUCAAUGCACUGUUUCAUUUCCUAACCAGUUGUCCCUGUGAUCGUUUGAAACCUGAGCUGGUUCAAAAAUCAUUGGUAGCCAUUGCUAAGCAGUCAGUUGAAAGAAUCGACAAAAUUCGAGCGGUGGCUGGUAAAAUUUUUGCCUCUCUGCUUUACUAUCAACCGGAUAUUCCACACAUUAUUCACAAAGACGAACUGAAGAAGAUAUUCCCAGAAGAUACCACAGAAGUUUUGUGGCUGUUUCCGCACCAUACAUUCCCGCUGUUUAUUCAGCUCCUCAACUUCCCCGAUUACGUUGACAGUAUUGCAGCAGGACUGAUUCUUUCGGUUGGAGCACCGACAGAAUCUCUUCACAGUUGUGCCUCCAAAAUCAUGAAUGAGUAUCUCAAAACACAUACAGAUUUCAUCCCACAAUUUGGUGCAACUGUGUUGCGAAUUCUGCAGGAGAAAUCACCGAAAGACGUUUUGUUUAUGACCUCCACUUUUAAGUUUCUCUCGGAAUUGCUCUCUUCGUCCGUUAACUCUCGGAUGCUGCUGUCGGACGAGCUUUCGCCAAACUUCCCGGAAGCGAUUUUCACCCUAGUGAACGACCUCAUAACUCACAGUAAGAAACAUCUUAAUUCGAUCCCAGUGUAUUGUGCCCUUAUGUUGGCGCCGAAAAUUUGCAAACGCGUCCUCAGCAAACUUGUUUGUUACUUGGGCAUGUUGUGCGUUAACAUAAGGCGAGAAACGGCUCUGAAAAUGUAUGAAACCCUGCUGGUUUACGGGGAUCAAACCAGUAUACCGGAGGAAAAUUUGGACGAAGUGCUGGCCUGUUUGAGUGAGGAAAAAUGGGAUGGAGAGCUCGAGGAAGCCAGACGCAUUAGGAAUCGACUGUGCGAUUUGAUGGGAAUUAAGGCACCGGUGGCGAGGGUAAAGAAGUAAUACUUCAUCCCUCAGCUUAUUUGAAUUUCUUGUUUGAUUUUAUAGAUUUUGUCUAAAUCAAAGCAGAACUGUUACUGCAACCUAAAAUUAUGUUUUUGAGUAAAUUCUCUCGCACAGGACGCUUCAACAAUGAUGCACGACGUAUGAUUUGAUCGCACGAAAAAAUACUAAUAAAAAACUGCUUAACUUA
Molecule: messenger RNA, 3752 nt
Organism: Uranotaenia lowii
Lineage: Eukaryota; Metazoa; Arthropoda; Insecta; Diptera; Culicidae
Gene: TBCD
Product: tubulin-specific chaperone D
Exons: 4
Coding region: 95-3562 (1155 amino acids)
Biological process (GO): microtubule cytoskeleton organization; bicellular tight junction assembly; post-chaperonin tubulin folding pathway
Cellular component (GO): lateral plasma membrane
Molecular function (GO): GTPase activator activity; beta-tubulin binding
Source: RefSeq, a predicted model, not a curated record